AUGACUAUCGCGGCUCUCGCACCGCACGCUGCGUUUGACCCUGAGCCUCACUACGGCGAUGGCGACGACAACGCCUUGUACAAUCUGUUUGCGACAUGGCCAGAGAACUAUUUCAGCAGCCUUCCUAAGCCACACGGUAAUCGAGGAAUUGAUGAGCCCUAUUGGGAAUUGCGGCAGUCACAAAUCUUCCUAGACGACUGGUUCCGCGGCCAUGGCGCCCGGCGCUUGUUCACUUCGUUCAUUCCUGGUCCCGACAAUCUUGAGAGAGCCCGCAUACGAGAGCAGGUAAAGCAGGCAAAUUUAGAUGAUGUGGAGCAGCGCAACGAGAACCAAGCCAAGUUGGACAAAGCAGUCGCACUCGAACUGGCCCAUCAUUGCCCGACGCUUGCUGUGGAGCGGGUUGCUCCGGGCGCCAAUGACUUGUUAUCAGCGGCCGUGCCAACGUCACCAUUGACACCGCCAACGCUGCCUCCGCCAACGCGGCAGGAGGAAUACGAGGAAUGGGAUGGUCUAUCUGACACGGGGUCUCCCAGUCAAGAUGCCUUGAUACCUAUCCCCAACCCGCCAAUGCCUGGCCCUGCCGCGGUAUCGAUUGAGGCCCUGCAAUCCCACGUCAACGAAUUCGCGAAAGAAAAUGGAUUUGGCGUUAUCAGGCGCAAUGGUUCCGGCAGUCGAGUGCGGAAGACCAGAUAUGUAUUCCAGUGCGAUCGAUAUGGCGAGCCCCGUACAUCAAGUAGCGCAGGUCUCCGCCAAAGGCGGUCGCGCAAGUGUGGUUGUAAGUGGAAAGUUAUUGCCGAGGCCCUGGAACAGAACGACUACAUGUGGACUCUGCGGGCGUUUGCCGACCCUCAGCACAGCCAGCACAACCACGACCAUAGCAUGAGUCUCUCGGCGCACCCAGUCCACCGGCGACUUACUGACUCUGUCAAAGCAACAAUUGAAGCGACAAGCCGACGCGUUGGGAUCAGGGCGCGCGAUGUGCGUGGCAUCGUUCAACAAAAGCAUCUCGGAACGCACUACACGAGAAAGGACAUAUACAACGCCCGGGCACGCUUGCAGGGGCAUUCCAUACAUCGUCAAGUGGUCAACGACGGAGCCCGACCGCCUUGUUGGUCUGCUGUGGACCUUCCCAUAUUGUCUCCGAAUGUGGAAGCGAUUUCCGGAAACAAUGAGCUUCGACAACACAUACAAUACAAACCGCUUCAAGCUACCGCUCUUCCAGGUGACCGGGCAGACCUACCUGAAGUCCAUCUACAACGCCGCAUUCGGUUUGAUCGACAACGAGAGACGGGAAGGCUUCCAAUUCCUCGCGGAAGGGGCCAAAGAAAUAACCGACAGGCAUGGGAUCCCGACGCAUUGGAUAGCCAGUAUCCCGACAGCCAGCAACAGCUAUGUAUCCACCAUAUCAACGCAAACGUUCUUCUCAAUGCGAAACGGAAGUGGAAGGACGCAAAGGAACAUGGCGAAAGCGACGGUGGUGGUAGCUCUUGCAGUGAACAGACGCGGGUAGCGUUGACUCCCAGGGAUAUGGAAGCUGUGCUUGCGGCUGGGAGACAGGAGGGCCCCGUGCCCAAGAGAAACGAGGCUGCGCCUGUGCCGCACAACUACCGUGGCGUCCUCGAGCUGUGGAAGUUUGUUGCGUUUGCCGAGACAAAAGAAGGGCACGAAAAUGCCUGGGCGCGGCUAUGUGACGAGUUCAACGAACAGCAAGGCAUACUCAUGUACCUUUACAGGACAUACCUGCCCAUACGAGCGCAGUGGGCACAAUGCUUCAUCAAGAAGUACCGGAAUUUCGGGGUUCGGGUGACUUCUGGCACCGAGGCCAGCAACAACAAUGUCAAGAGUUACUUGCUCAAUGGGAUGAGCAACUUGUACUCGCUGGUCGAGGCCAUUGAGGCUAUACGAGGUGCUGACCUCUGGUAUGUAUUCUGGGUCCGGUUCGGAGUAUCUGGGAGAGCUUCGCACCGUGAUGUCAGAGCCGGGACUCAAGCUUGUUACCAAAGAACACCGUCGCGCUUUGAGAUCGAUACCAAGCAGGUCACGACCUUGGCCAGAGCCGAUCGGGGAUUGCAACGAGGCUUGUUCCGUCUCGUGGCAGCUGGGAAUUCCUUGCAGCCAUACAAUCUACAACAAAUUAGAAGUCGGCACGCCCUUGGCGAAAUGGGAUGUUCACCCUCGGUGGCACCUUAG
This is a messenger RNA of Purpureocillium lilacinum, 2190 nucleotides long. The record is from RefSeq and is a predicted model, not a curated record. NCBI's taxonomy places the organism in Eukaryota, Fungi, Ascomycota, Sordariomycetes, Hypocreales, Ophiocordycipitaceae.